Molecule: messenger RNA, 1331 nt
Organism: Pocillopora damicornis (cauliflower coral)
Lineage: Eukaryota; Metazoa; Cnidaria; Anthozoa; Scleractinia; Pocilloporidae
Product: tachykinin-like peptides receptor 86C
Biological process (GO): G protein-coupled receptor signaling pathway
Cellular component (GO): membrane
Molecular function (GO): G protein-coupled receptor activity
Source: RefSeq, a predicted model, not a curated record
UUUCUUCCUUGUCCGAGCGUUUCUGAGUUUGACUUUUGAUCAUUUAUAAUUUGGAUUUUUCAUUUUCAAAUACAGACAUCCCAUAAAUUAUUUACUUCUGAAUCUGGCCAUAUCUGAUAUCCUAUUCGCAUUGUUCAUCGCACCAAAGAUUAUCGUCAGCUUCAACAUGAGUCACCCGGACGGAUUGGCAGGUGUGGUACUUUGCAAGCUUUUGACAGGUGGAAAUAUAGCCUGGGUUGCAGGAGUUUCGUCAGUUGUCACUUUGGUUGCAAUUGCCUUUGAAAGAUACUACGCAGUAUUAUAUCCCAUUGCCAGAGAAAAGAAUCUUUCACGGCGCAAACUGAAGAUAAUAGUUCUUGGCGCUUGGGUGUUCUCUGCAUUUUUCAACAUACCAUUGUUCUUGGCUAGGACUUUCGACAAAGAGAAAACCAGCAAAAACUGUGUUCUGAGUUGGCCUGAUCAUGAGAAGUGGAUGUCCACGGCUUAUUGUUUGGCGUGGUUGGUUUUGGUUGUCGUUUCUGUGGGAAUAAUGGUUGUCCUUUAUUCUAUUAUCAUGUGCACAUUGUGGUUCAAAUGCGAUGGAAAUAAAGGAAUCAACUAUCAGCAAAAAGGCGUCAUAAAGGUUCGGAAACGUGUUACCUUGAUGGCUAUGGCAGUCAGUUUCAUCUUUGCAGUUUCCUGGGGAGCAGAAUCAGUUGAAUACGUCUUGAGGACUGUUACAACUCUCAACAUUACCUUUGAACAUAUUGCAGCUGUUGAUAUGAUGGUGUUGUUCAAUUCAGCAGUCAACCCAUUCGUGUAUGCCCUCUUGAACCAUCAGUUCAGACAGAACAUCAAGAGAUUGAUUUGGUGUAGUCAUACACUAGCACCCAGGACUGGAGGAAAGGAAAUUACAAACCGAAGUUCUGAUCAUGAACACACUACUGAAAUAUGAUUCUUGAAACGAAACAUUGCUUAUUUUAUCGCACAUGAGCCCCACUAUCAAUAUGUUACAUAUUUUUUAGAUAAAGUAAAAUCACUUCACAUUAAAAGAACUUAAAUAUUAGAGAGGAAGAUAGGUGGAAAGAGAAAUUUAACAACACCACAAAGGAAAGUAAUACUGUAACGGAUCUAGGGAGGCCCCUCCUCUUUAUUUUGGGUGAAAAAAAGAAGGAAAAGAGCCGCAGAAGGAAGAAGAGCCGACAGGGGAAGUCACAAAAAACCGGGCCCUCCCCCUUAGCACAAGGUCUGGAUCACUGACUGCCACUGCAAUACAUAAUACAAGAACCAGGUUAAAUAAAGGAAGAUGUAAAAGAUUUAAGAAUAAAAAAUUCCGAAUAAUUUUCAAUUUU